AUGAUAAAUUAGAAAUUAUUUUGCUUGAAAAUAAAGGAUUUGAAAUUGUUUGUUAUCCCACAAAUAUUCUAUAUCAUAGAUGAGUAAAAUAAAUUGAUUAGUUUUUAUUAAAUUAAUAAAUUAGUCAACUACUUGUUGCCUACCAAAAGUUAUAUACAUGAAAUACCAAACUCCUAUUCAAGAACUUAUACACCCUAAUGUUAUGAGAUUAUUCAAGAGAUCGAUUAAUCAAAACCUAAAACAAUCUCUUAUGAAUUCAAAAAUGAAUGUUAGUCAAAUGAGCAAAUUAUUAUUAAAAAAAUUGACUACGAUUUUCCUGUUUAUUAGGAAUUUUCAAAUUUGGGAGAAUAUGAAGACACUCUAAAGUAUAUUGUCGAGGAUGUAUAUUUGAAGGAUGUUUGUCCUGAUAUUGAAUAAUACUUAGAGGAGUUUGAUUUAUUGUUCUAUCACUCAAAAACCCUAGAAAAUUAUGCUAUUCUAAAAUCUAAUGAUACACUCUAAGUUCUAUAUUGCACUAACCAAAGCACCAUUUAAAAGGAUGUUAGAAACCACCAAGUAAUUCAGUAUUAAGAUAGUUUUCUUUUGAUAAAGAAAAAGGAAUAAUCAGCAAAAGUAAUCUCUUAUUCGAUUGGGUCCAAUAAAUAAGAUUAAAUUCAAAUAUAAUCUUAAAUCAUAGAAAUACUUUAAUUUAAAUAAUAUGUGAUAUUAGUGACUGAAAAUGAAUCAGAAAUAAUUUUUUUGGAUCUCUCAAAUAAUAAAUAAAAGAAGAUUACAAAAAGGGUAAAAUUUAUGUUGAAAUAAUUUAAGAAAUAGGAAAAUUAAAAUAAAUAGAUUUAAUUUUAUUUUGCUCAGUUUCAUUACUUUCAAAUAUAUUAAAUCAAUAGAUAAUUGGUAAUUGAUCAGUAUUUUGAAAUCAGCAUCUACGAAAUCAAAGAUAUAACUAUCAUUUAUUCUGGCGAAUCUCAGAGAAUUUCAAAUUCUUAAAUAAUUCCUAAUAAAUAUUGUGUAAUAGGCAUACACAAUUAAUAUAACAUCAUAAAAUAAUACAUUUUAGAUGAUUCUCUGAAACUGUUAGAAAAUUAUUAGAUAGAUGAUUAUGAUUUCAUCAGACCUAUUAAAUUCUAAAAUUCAAAGGAAAAUCUAGCAAUUGCAUUGAAUCAAUAAGAUUAAAACUAUCUGUUUAUAUUUUCAAUUGAAUAACCUAUUAAAUUGAUAAAGAUCUUAAAAAUAAGUAAAUUAAAUUUUCAUUUACAGAACCAUUUAGUAUAUUACUACAACAAAAACGAAGAAUAUCAGAUUUUCGAUAUCAAGUACUUUAAAAUUUCUUAUAUGAAUCUAGCUGAAAAUUAAAAAUAAAUAGUUUUGUAGGAGACAAUACCAAUAUUAUUUAAGCAUCAAGAAGAGGAAGCCUCUCCCAAUUAAUUAUUUUUGGAGAUCCGCAUCAAUAAUUACUGUAGAAAAUUGAAUUCUAAAAAAAAUGAAAUAACAAUUUAAGUUUAAGACGAAGAGAUUAUACGAAUUGAAGAUAUUGACAUGUUCUAAGGCCCAAUUGAUAAACUAAUGUUAUUGAAUAAUCCUAAAUUAAAAUUAGUAGGGCCAUUUCUAUAGUAGUAAGAAAUAUAAGAAUGUACAGAAUUACAAAACAUUUGCAUUACAAAGAUGGGUUUAGAACAACCUUGGAAUAAAGACGAAUAAACAUUAUUCUACAGUUUAAAGUAUUAUAAUAGAUAUAAGGUUCUGCCAUUUUAUUAUAAUAAAAAUUUGGAGAAUGAUGAAUUCGUAAUAAAAAAUGCUUACAUUUUUCGAAAUAUUUAUGUAUUAUGCUUUUAUGAAAUAGAGAAGACAGUGUUUGCUAAUAUUUUAUAAUUUAAUAAGACUUAAUUGUAUUAAUAUUUUGAACCUAUGCCAUUGAAAGAGUUUAAGAAUGGAGACUUGGAGUAUGCUUAAUUUUAUUAAUCCAAUAACUUAAUUUUAAUUAAAUCAAACUCAUCAUAAUUAUUACUAAAAGUAACUCCAAAUAUGAUUAAUGAAAUUGGAAAAAAUUUUGAUUUAUCCAAUAUUCUAUUAAUCAAAAAUUCUGAUAAUUAAUAUAUUGAAAUAAGAAUUAUCAAGAAAAUAGAUGAAUUCUAUUUCUUAUUCAAUGUUUUUGAGUUAAUCAGCUUCAAUCUAUUCAUCUAGAAUUCCUAUAAGAUUUAUUUUGACCAAAUAGUAAGUGCUCUUUCUCCACACAUAAGUAUUGCUAUAUAUUAAUUUGAUGAAGACUUCAAAAAUCAAUUGCUUGAGGCAGUUCUUGUCAAUAAUCAAAUUGAAAUUAAGGUCUUACAAUUGACCUUGAGUUUUUCUGUAAUAAGCACAAUUAUAAUUAAAUCUGAUAUUAUCUCUUAUGAUGUUCAAAAGGUACUAAGGCAUCCGAGAACCUCAGAAAUACUAACAUUUUAAUAUUAUGAUAGCAAUACCCUUAUCUUAUCAAAUUCGAUAUCGAAAAAUUCCUAUUUAUAUGACUUACGAUAGAAAAAACCAUUUUAUGAUUAUAUUUUUAGAAUGGAUGAUAAUACGCUAAAAUUAUACCCCUUAAAUACUACACAUUUUUUAUUUUAUUUUAAUGAGAUCAAUCAAUUCAAAAUAGGAUAAAUAGGGUUCGAAAUCUAGAGACUAGAAGAGUUGGAUGACGUUGAAACUUGUAUGAUAACGGCUGUGAAUUAAUUAUCCCAAUCAUAAUUCACAUUAAUAAUUAAAAGAUUUGUAUUGUUAUCAAAGGAAGCAAAAAUCGUGACUACAUCUGCAAUAUUACUUGGCUCAUUCUAUUUGGUAAGAAGAAGCAAAUUAAAACAGUAACGUGCCUAAAGCCAAGUCUUUUUAAACACAUAAAAUGCAGCAAGCAACAAUGAUUGA
Messenger RNA from Paramecium tetraurelia, 2892 nucleotides. RefSeq lists its product as uncharacterized. Lineage: Eukaryota; Ciliophora; Oligohymenophorea; Peniculida; Parameciidae. The transcript is spliced from 2 exons. The record is from RefSeq and is a predicted model, not a curated record.